AAUAUUUUGCCAUGCCGGCAACAAAAAAAACCCUCAACCUCAUAUGGUUAAACAUUUCGUAGAUGGCAACAAAAAAAACCCUCAACCACAUAUGGCUAAACAUUUCCUUACUUCCUCCUUUAAAAAAGAUAUAUUUAUUGAAAGCUGCCUUAAAUUUCCAAUUAUACAAUAAGUCCAAAUAAUAAAUAAAGAGUUUAUAAUGCCGAAAAAGAUUGGUUCUUUUUUCAGCAUAAAAAUAAUUACAGGAAAAUAAAAACAAGGGGGAAAUGUACUGUGCAAUAAAGAAUGCGAGAAAAUGAACCUUUUUUUAUGAUUAAAAGAAAUCAUCAGAGGGAGCUGCGGCAGAAGAAUUAGCCGUUACAGGCUUAUUACAGAGCCCCCCCCAUAGCUUUCUCCGAAAUCCUAUCAUCAAAAAGAGAAUCAAAAGGAAGUUGAGCACUAAAGGUACUAAUAAUACUCCUACGGAAUCUUAACCCCUCCUUUCCAAAUUCUGCUGCAUUUUCCAAUUUUCUCAAUCCCCAAUUUCUCCUGUUUUACUUAAAGCUUUCUGGGUUUUUUCUUCCUUGUAAAAAAUCAGCGAUCAGAGACCCAAAAAAACAAAAAAGAUUACUUUUUUGUAUUUCUUCUAUGGCGGAGGAGUUUGCGAGGUCGGUAGAAGAUGGGAUAAGGCUAUCGAAAAGGGUGUACUUUGGGAAAGAUAGGGCCGUUGCGCCACCGAAGCCGAUGAUGGCUAUGGACAAGAUGCCGCCGGAGCAAAAUUACCUGCCGUCGGCUGUCAUGGUUUAUGCCGUCAUAUUUGAUCCGGCAAUCGUUGAUAAUCCCGACGUCCCUAGCUACCAGCCUCACGUGCACGGCAGGUGUGAUCCUCCGGCGUUGAUUCCGCUUCAGAUGAACGGAAUUUCGCUCGAAGCUGAUUGCUCUCUGGAUACGGCGUUUAUUACCGUUAGUGGGUCCUGGCGCGUGCAUUGCGUGAUGGGCAGCAAGAGCUGUGAUUGUCGAAUUGCUAUUCCCAUGGGUGAACAGGGUUCAAUUCUAGGUGUUGAAGUUGAAGUUCCUAGAAAAUCAUAUUACACCCAGUUCAUUCCUGUGGAUGAAGGAAGUGAUUCUGACAAGGGAGCGAAAGGUCAAGAAGCUUGCUUUCUGAAACCAAAUAUUUUCACUCUUACCAUUCCUCAGGUUGAUGGAGGAUCCAACCUUUCCAUUAAAGUUAGGUGGUCUCAGAAAUUGUCAUUUCAUGAAGGCCAAUUCACCUUGACUGUCCCCUUUAGUUUCCCUGAGUAUGUCACACCUGCUGGAAAAAAGGUUUCAAAAAAAGAAAGAAUAAAGUUAAAUGUGAACUCUGGUAUAGGAACAGAGCUUUUGUGUAAGACCACCAGCCAUCCUCUUAAGGAAGUAAAGCGGCAAGCAGGACAAUUAGGUUUUUCAUAUGAAUCUGAAGUUCUUACAUGGUCAAGUUGCGACUUCGUAUUUGUGUGCAAUAUUUCUGCUGGUCAAACCUAUGGUGGCGUUCUUUUGCAAUCUCCAUCACCGAGUGAUGUUGAUCAGAGGGAGUUGUUCUACUGCUAUCUAUUUCCUGGCAAGAAACCCAGAAAGGUUUUUAGAAAAGAAUUGGUGUUUGUUGUUGACAUCAGUGGAAGCAUGAAAGGAAGACCACUUGAAGAAACCAAGAAUGCUCUCCUUUCGUCAUUAUCCAAACUUGAGCCUCAGGACCUGUUUAAUGUGAUAGCUUUUAAUGGGGAAACAUACAUAUUUUCAUCAUCCUUGGUGCCAGCUACCACGGAAGCUAUUGGGAAUGCCACUCAAUGGAUUAACAUGAAUUUUGUCGCUGGUGGUGGUACAAAUAUAUUACUUCCUCUGACUCAGGCAAUAGAGAUGUUUUCUGAUUCUCACAACUGUACGCCAAUAGUCUUCCUCAUCACCGAUGGUGCUGUUGAAGAUGAGAGGCACAUUUGUGAUGUAGUGAAACGUAGUCUGACGGGUAAAAAACAGAUAUGCCCUCGGAUCUAUACCUUUGGCAUAGGUACAUUUUGCAACCAUUACUUUCUUCGGCUGCUCUCUUUGAUUGGCCAUGGUCACCAUGAUGCCUCAUAUGAUGCAGAAUCUAUUGAAGUCCGGAUCGAAGGCCUCUUUGCCAGACUUUCAUCUAUCAUUCUUGCAAAUAUUGCCUUUAAGAAUCUCCGUGAUCUCGACGAAUGUGAGGUCUAUCCUUCUCGAAUCCCGGACCUUUUGGCUGAUUGCCCUUUGAUCAUAUCGGGAAGAUACCAGGGAAAAUUUCCCGAUACACUUUCAGUUACAGGGAUCUCCCCAGAUAUGAGCAAUUUUGCUACUGAUCUGAGGGUACAUGAGGCAAAAGACAUGCCAGUUCACAAGGUAACGCAGACAAGUGUGCCUUCAUGUUAAGCAGUUCAUAUGUUGUUAAUGUGAUAAUUUCAGGAGUGCUUGAUUUCAGUCAUUUUGCUUAGUUAUGCUUUUUCCGGAAGCCCUAUUUCCCUUUUCUAAAUCAGCAACAUGGUUACACACCACAGAAUGGCAAAUGCCACGAAAUUCUAAAUGCUUACUUUACCAUUGUGUAUCUUACGUACGGUGUAAUGUGCGUCAGGUUGACAUCAAGCAACAGAUUGAGUUACUUACAGCAGAGGCAUGGUUUGCACAAAAUAAGGAGCUUGAGUUAAAGGUAUUUUAAGCUCAGUCACCUAGCAUGGUUGGUCAUUUAGAACUGUUCUCAUCUACAUACGUUGACUUUCCUUUUCUGAAGUGAUUCUUAAAUUCAUUAAUCAAUUGUCGCUCUUUUCUUCAUAUUAACUGUAUCAUUAUUAUGGAUUAGUGUUGGAUCUACGAAUUCCAAUGUUUUAAUUAUGUGGGCUAAUUCAGGUUGAUUAAUUGCACAAGGAGAACUAGAAAAAUGUAGGCCAACUACUUUCCUUGUUUGCAGAGACGUUGCAGUUAGAUAUUUUCGCAACUUAUGAUUUUUGAGACUGCUCAAGAAACAAAGUUGUACAUCCAAUCCAUUUAUGUUGAUAUUAAAAUAUUAUUCUGAUUCUGCUGAAAUUUCUGGGAUCUGACAUCCUUGUACCUACUGUCUUGUAACCAAAACAAUACAUGAUGUUUGUUUUAUUAUUAUUAUUAUUAUUUUGGUUUACUCUCAGGAUUUUAGUGGGUUACUCAAUAAGAUGAAUCAUUACUCAGCUUCUUGUUCUGUUUACAGAUUGCAAAAAUGAGUGUGCAACAUUCCACUAUAUCCGAGUUUUCAUACAUGUUGCUGCAAGAGACUGACACAACAGGCAGACAGCAGGUUGGCCUGGCUUCCAGAGAAGUUUUCACUUGUUGCAUUUAUUUUACCCCAUUUCACUUUGUUUAUCUUUCUUUAACUGGAGGUGACUAUGACAGGUUUCUGGCAAAGUUGGUUCCCAGAAACCAGAACCUAAACCUCAAAAGAUAAUCACCAAAAGAAACCUUGGAGUUGGUUUUGGCAAUUUGACUGCAACCGCUGACAACAUUCCACCAGGAACCGAUGAGACAAAACCUCCAGAAACAGCUGAGAUCCUAGCGAAGGCAGCAUCCAACUGUUGCGGGAAGCUCUGUGACUAUUGCUGCUGCAUGUGCUGUAUUCAGACAUGUUCACGUAUAAAUGACCAGUGUGCAAUUGCUUUGACGCAACUCUGUGGUUCACUGGCAUGUCUAGGCUGCUUCGCUUGUUGUGACGUAUGUUGUGGCGGCAACGAUUGAUGAGAAACCAAGUCUUGCAACUACCAGAUAGUUCUGUUGUAUAGUAUGGGUUUGAUAGAUGAUGCAUAUAUGGUUUGUGCAUAGAAGCACCACCUGUGUGUGCUGUUUUCUAACUUAAAUUGAGGUUCCCUCUUGAUCCUCCGCCACAUAGUAUUGUAAACACGGAGAAUUGACAGUCAGAAGUCUAUACAACUAUUUUAUCAGUGCUGUCUGAGAAAAUUUACCAUCUUUUUGGAUUUCACCACAGGCGGCAGGUAGUCCGUGCUCUUAUUUUACUAGUAUUACCACUUUUUGGAUUUGACCAUAGGCUGGCAGGUUUUGUGAUAUAUAGAGUAAAUAAAUAGCGUAACAUGGAUAAAGUUUUAUUUAAUUACAUAAAUUAUUUUGAGUGAUCAUACAUAGCAUAGGAAAUCUUAUAUAAAUAUUAUUAUGAGUGAUUAUACAGAGGAAAUCUUAUAUGAAAGGAACAACUAUGGACAUAAUUUUAUGAUAUGGGACUACAUGGGACCUGCUACUUCGGCUUCAAUGAUUGUUGUUCGUUUUAGUAGAAGCAACAACGGCUUACUUGAAGCUGCAAAAUGGUCAUUGAUACAAACCAUGACCCAAGCAUUACUCGCAUACUUUCUCCUUCCAUACAUAUAAUGAUACUUGUAGCUAUUGUACCAAAAGGAAUGCACAAGAACA
Molecule: messenger RNA, 4410 nt
Organism: Oldenlandia corymbosa var. corymbosa
Lineage: Eukaryota; Viridiplantae; Streptophyta; Magnoliopsida; Gentianales; Rubiaceae
Source: the annotation of a GenBank genome assembly